Stegastes partitus (bicolor damselfish) is the source of this 3839-nucleotide messenger RNA. Its product is annotated as cytoskeleton-associated protein 5-like. Gene Ontology annotation, molecular function: microtubule plus end polymerase activity; microtubule plus-end binding. The record is from RefSeq and is a predicted model, not a curated record. The annotation marks the transcript as partial. The transcript is spliced from 13 exons. Lineage: Eukaryota; Metazoa; Chordata; Actinopteri; Pomacentridae. Gene Ontology annotation, biological process: spindle organization; microtubule polymerization; establishment or maintenance of microtubule cytoskeleton polarity.
AGUGUCUGGAGGAGUUGGGUUGUUUGAUAGAAGGCUACGGGAUGAACGUUUGCCAACCGACUCCGGCUAAAUCCCUGAAGGAAAUCGCCGUCCACAUCGGCGACAGAGACACGUCUGUCCGCAACGCUGCCCUCAACACCGUGGUGGCCGUUUAUAACGUGUGUGGAGAUCAGGUCUACAAACUCAUAGGAAACCUGUCUGAGAAGGACAUGAGCAUGCUGGAGGAGAGGAUCAAGCGUUCGGCCAAGAAGACUCCGGCCGCCCCGGCCAAGCAGAGCGCCGCCGAGAGGCCUCAGAGGGAACAUCCGACGAACCCCAACGCCACCUUCCUCCGCAAGCCUGCACAGGAAGAUCCCAACAAGCUCAACCAAGCCCGGCAGAACGCUCAGCACAGCGAGUCCUCCCACCCGUCCAUCCCCAAGGAGUUCCAGUUGGACCUGGACAUGAUCGAGAUGGACCAGAGCCGAGUGUGCGAGCUGCCCGACCUCGUUCAGCACAAACUGGAUGAGCUGCUGGAGCCCAUCAUGAUCCCCGAGCCCAAGAUGCGCGCCGUCUCUCCGCACUUCGACGACCUCCACAACAGCACGGCGUCCACCAUCAACUUCGUCAUCUCUCAGGUGGCGAGUGGCGACAUCAACACCAGCAUACAGGCGCUGGCACAGAUUGACGAGGUGCUUCGGCAGGAGGACAAAGCUGAAGUCAUGUCGGGACACAUCGACCAGUUCCUCAUCGCCACCAUCAUGCAGCUGAGACUCACCUACAGCACUCACAUGGCCGACGACCGGCUGGACAAGAAGGACAUCAUCAAACUGUACAGCUGCAUCAUAGGAAACAUGCUGUCUCUCUUCUCUAUGGAGUCUCUGGCCAGAGAGGCUUCGAUGGGCGUCCUGAAGGACCUGAUGCACGGCCUGAUAACGCUGAUGCUGGACGGCAGAAUGGAGGACAUAGAAGACGGGACGCAGGUCAUCAGGUCCGUCAACCUGCUGGUGAUCAGAGUCCUGGAAAACUCGGACCAGACCAACAUGAUCAGCGCUCUGCUGGUGUUACUUCAGGACACUCUGGUCUCCACGGCCGGCUCUCCGAUGGUCUCCGAGCUGGUCAUGAAGUGUCUGUGGAGGAUGAUCCGCUUCCUCCCAGAAACCAUCAACAACAUCAACCUGGACCGGAUCCUGCUGGACGUCCACAACUUCAUGAAGGUUUUCCCCAAAGAGAAGCUCAAGCAGCUGAAGAGCGACGUCCCCCACAGGACCCUGAAGACCCUGCUACAUACACUGUGCAAACUGACCGGGGCCAAGAUACUGGAUCACCUGUCGAUGAUCGAGAAUCGCAACGAGUCUGAGCUGGAGGCCCAUCUGAGGCGGGUGGUCAAACACUCGGGAAACCUGUCGGGACUCAAGAGCGACCGAGGAAACGAGAAGGGCGGACUGCGCAUGGAUGAUCGAAUGUCGAAGGCAAAGGUCAGCGACAUCCUGUCUGAGAUCUUCAAGAAGAUCGGCUCCAAGGAGAACACUAAAGAGGGUCUGACGGAGCUGUACGAGUACAAACAGAAAUACUCGGACGCCGACUUGGAGCCGUUCCUCAAAAACACGUCGCAGUUCUUCCAGAGCUACGUGGAGCGAGGCCUUCGCAUGAUCGAGUCCGAGAGGGAGGGAAAGGCUCGCAUCCAGACCUCAGCAGUGAUUCCUCAACACGGCGUCGACUCCAGUCAGAGCGGCAACAACGAGGAGCUGAAACCAGCCGUCUACUACGAGAGACUGAAGAUCCUGAGACAGAGACAAGGACUAGAAAACACCUCCAGGCAGCAGGGAGUUGGGGGAAGCGACGACGAGCCUCAGCAGCGGCCGGCCAUCUCCUCCCUGCUGUCGUCGAAGCCUUCGGUGGCGUCGUCCACCGACAUGCUGCACAGCAAGCUGUCGCAGCUCAAAGAGUCCCGCGAGCUCUACCAGCAGGAGCACAACGCCCACUCCCACUCGCCCACCCACGCACACACCCGCUCGGCCUCACCGGCGGCCAACCUGGACGACCUGAAGAAGCGUCUGGAGAGAAUAAAGAGCAACCGGCAGUGAAGCAGCAGCAGCAGCAUCAUGUCAGCUGUCAUCUCUCACCUGUGGAGUCCAGCUGCUAGUAGGAAACACAGCAUCCACCUUUUUAACUCACUUUAUAUCCAUGUUCUGAAAGAAACGGACCCUCAGAUCUGACUCCACCCACUGUGCCUGUUCGUUAGUAGAAAUCAAACGCGCCCAGAAACCAUCCGAGUGUUUUUAGCUGCGAUUAAACUUCUGUCCCGUCCCGCCUUCUCUGUACACUGUAUUAUAUUAAAAAAAAGAAAAAAAACGGUGAAACCCGCCGCCUCCUCCUCCCUCGUCUGUACAUAUGAAGCUCCUCGCAGGAAGGAAACACAAACGUCAGGAAGUGUCGUUUCUCUUCCAGUUUUACCGCGACGCUGCCAGGCGAAGUGAGAAGUCAGACGUGUAGCUGUGUGAGUGCCCCCCUGUGGUCGUACGCUGUCAUAGUCGCUUGUAACUCUGUGAUUUCAGCUCACCGGCGCCAUCUAGUGGUGAAACUCCCUCAACAGAAGGCCUCAGCAGGUAGUCGGCCUUUUAGUAACAUUAAUAACACUUCAAAUUUUGGUGUGAAUCCACACGUUGGGACUCUGAACUGUCGGAGUGACGCUGCAGAGGCUGAACUUUAAGCAAAAACAUGACUUUAAUCAACUUAUCUGGUUUAUAUACGUAGGAAUUAUUGUUCUAUACAGCUGGAAAGUAGAAAAAUAACUGAAUAGAAAACUGCUGGCCUUAUUGUCCCCACAGGUUUGAUGGCAAAUCAUUUUAUUUGGUGUUUUUUUUUUAAAGAAAAAAUCUUAUUAAAUUGAACUUUCUGACGAUUUAUUUCAAAGCAGCAGCGCGAAUUAAACUGCAGCACUUAGUUUGAUCAAAUGCAUUUACUCAAAUCCUGUCAGAUUCUGUGUCUGGGUUCUCCUCUGGUGUCUCGUGGCCUUCUAGUAAGUGUCCGUGGUUUUCAGUUGAUCUUUUUCGUGGCAGGAAAAGCUCGAGAGUUUGGAAAACGCAUGCAGAUGAACAGAAAACUGGUUCGAAAACCGUUUUCUGUUGAUCUGCAGAUUAUUUUCUCAGUUAGUCGUUGGGUUUAUGCUGGUUAACACGUCAGAAAACUGUGAAAAUUCUCCUGGAAAGCAAGAAAACGGCUCCAAAUAUUCACAUCAGACAAGAAAAAGCAGCACCUAUUCCCAUUUAAAACACUGGAAACAUCAAAUUUGGGGGUUUUUGUUGCUUGAAAUUGAACAAAUCUGCCACUUAACUGAACUCUACGUCUGCUUUUCCUGCCACUAAAGUUGAUCCUCGUUCGAUUUUAAGAGUUUUUUUGUUUGUGUUUUAUCCUCGCAGCCAAACUGAAAUGUGUCGUUUGUGUUGGUUUGGGCGGCGCACAGUUGAGAAGCUUUUAUUUUGGAGGAGAGGAAGCGUCCAGCGGGGCGGCGUGGGUCGACGUCGGGCUGUAAAUACUGUACGUAACCAUUAACACGUCCCUCCACUUAUUUAACAGCAGCCUCGGACUGCAGAGCCAACAUGGCCGCCGCCGCGAAGCCGAGCGGCUCGCCGUCGCGUUCGUAGGCGCGAAGAGCAUGGCAUGACGACGUUUUUAUUUUCUCGUGUAAAUAAAGUUUGCGUUAAUAAAUCUGCUGUUUUAAUUCCAAGUCUUUGGUUUUCUCAUGACGAUGAUGAUGAUGGUGAUGGUGAUGAUGAUGAAGACGGCGGCCCUGUCACUCAUCUGUUCUGUAGCCGAAUGUCGAGUAAAUAAAUAAAUAACAUUGUUUUUGUAUUUAA